Molecule: messenger RNA, 2166 nt
Organism: Camellia sinensis
Lineage: Eukaryota; Viridiplantae; Streptophyta; Magnoliopsida; Ericales; Theaceae
Product: putative disease resistance RPP13-like protein 3
Biological process (GO): defense response to other organism
Molecular function (GO): ADP binding
Source: RefSeq, a predicted model, not a curated record
AUGGUUGAUGCUGUUGUCUCUUCCGAAGUACGGAGACUUGGUGGUCUUCUCAUUGAUCAAGUAAUUUUUUUGCAAAGAGUGAGAGAUGAAGUCAACUAUCUGAGAACCAAAUUGGAAUACAUGUGUUUCUUGAAAGAUGCAGAAGAAAAACAAGAUCAAGACAGUAGGAUACGCAAAUGGGUAUCCGAUAUUAGAGAUGCUGCUUACGAAGCCGAGGAUAUUAUGACAGGGUUCAAAGCUUGCCUCAGAAAGCACUUUUGCAUCUACAAACAAGCAAACAAGUAUGGGAUAGGUAAGGAGAUUCAAGAAUGGAAGAAUAGACUCGAUGAAAUCGAUCGAAAUCAUGAAAUUUUCAAGAUUAGAAAUAUCGAAGCUGUUGGGGAGGGAUCAAGUAGCAUGAAUGAGAGAUUCAAGCAACUACGAAGGACAACACCUUAUGAAGACGACCAACAUGUUGUGGGCUUCACGAAGGAUGUUGAGUUACUAACAUCUAAACUUCUCCAAGAAACGCCCCAUCAAUGUGUGAUUUCGAUUGUGGGCAUGGGCGGUUUGGGUAAGACGACCUUAGCUCGAAAACUUUACAACUCUAGCAGUGUUGGAGAUAAAUUUAAGCGUAAAGGUUGGGUUUCUGUAUCCAAGGAUUACAACAUCCAGAAUCUUCUUCGAAAAACAAUAAAAUCUUUCAAGAUGCCAACCAGCAAAGAUGAAUUGGAGAUGUUGGAAAAGAUGGAAAUAGAAGAUUUGGAGUGCCGUUUACAUGAGUUGUUGAAAGAAAGUCGAUACCUGGUGGUGAUUGACGAUGUAUGGGAUACAGAUGCUUGGGCAAGCUUGAGGAGAAAAUAUGUUCAUGAGCUUCCAUUUCUACAACCAGAAGAAAGUUGGGAAUUAUUUUGUAAGAUAGUAGUGUUUCCGGACUAUAAUGGGGUCGAUGAUAAAACAAAUCGUUGCCCUCCAAGCUUGGAGGAAUUGGCAAGAGAUUUGGUCAGAAAAUGCCAGGGCUUACCCCUGGCCAUAGUCGUCUUGGGUGGGCUAUUGUCAAGAAAACAUCUCAAUGAGUGGCCCAAGUUGCAGGGCCGCUUCUGGAGGCAUGUAAGCGGUGACGACUUUGAAAGCCAUGACUCGGCUCAUGUUAAACAAAUAUUGGCUUUAAGUUUCACCGAUUUGCCUCAUCACUUGAAGUUGUGCUUUCUUUACUUGGGGUUGUUCCCUGAAGAUUUUGAAAUUGAAGCAGACAGACUUACACGGUUAUGGGUGGCAGAAGGUUUCAUACAACAAGCACAAGGAGAAACUUUAGAGGAGACAGCUGCAGAAUAUCUAAAUGAGCUGAUUGAUAGAAAUUUGAUUCAAGUAGCUAAAAGAACCUGGAUGAGAAUUAGAAGAAGCCGAGUUCAUGAUCUUCUUCGGGAUUUAGCAAUUGAAAAGUCUAAGGAGUUAAAUUUCCUUCAUAUCUAUGAUGGAAAUGUUUAUUCCGCACCUUCUCCCUGCAAGCAUCGAAGACUAGCUUCUCAUAGCUAUGGAUUAAAAAGGUUUGCUUCCUUUGAUCAGUCAUCAAAUUUGCAUUUACGAACUCUUUUGUUCUUCAACUCGGAAAAUGAAUCUGCCGAAAUAGGGGAGUUACAAUUUCUGUACGAAAAAUUGAGAUUGUGGAGAGUGUUAGAUCUUGAGGAAAUUAUAUUCAAUCAUUCCCCAGAAACAGAGCAUGGAAGCUUGGUUGAUGCAAUUGAUAAAUUGAUUCACUUGAGGUACUUCAGGAUAAGUGGCUUCAAAAUGAACAAGAUUCCACCAUCCAUAGGUAACUUGCAAACCCUACAAACCCUCGAAUGUUCCGAAUUUCGUACCUCAACUAUGUUACCAGAUGAGAUAUGCAAUGCAAAGCAGUUGAGACAUUUAAGUGGAUGCUUCAAGUGGCCUUUCCGAGUGGAAAACCUAACAAACCUUCAAACUCUAAACUAUAUUGAGGUUGAUGACCGGAUGGAAUUUAAUCCAUCAAGGGAUUUAAUCAAUCUUCGUGAGCUUGUGGUAAUAUUUAAUGGAAAAAGCAAGGGGUUCACUCUAGACUCUAUUGGUAGAUUAAGAAACCUUCAAACAUUAUAUCUAGAGUUUAGGGACACUGUUUGGAAUCCUACACUGCAACCACUUCUCACUGCCAGCACCUCCUUCAAUUGA